AUGGAUUGUUAGUUAAUCACUUAAUUCGCUGCCACUAAAAAUUUAAAUUAUUUGAUAUACAUCUAUUUAUUCCGAUAUAAAAUAUUCCAAAACCUCUUUUUCCAUUUUUAUAUUCAGUUAUGGGUAUAUUAGAGAGGCAAUUUAUAAUAUGAAGGGCGUACUUUAUAAAAGGGUUCUACUAUUGACGAGUUGUCUCAUUUAGAGAAGUAGAAGAAGAAUGUGAAAGCAAUGAACAUUGUUUUGGUUUGGAUAAAACUCUUUGAAGUCCUUGGAUUAGAUAAUGGCUAAGUAUCUUCAAAAUACAUAAUUCAUUACUGGAAAAUCUUUUUUCUAGUUCCUAACACCUAUUAUGUAAUAAAGUAAAAUAUCAUAAUUAUUAAGCUGUAUGCAAUAAUAGCAUAGGAAGGAGAAAAAGCUGAUUCCUUUAUAGUCAUAAACUGCUGUAUACAAAGGAAACUUAAUUCAUUCGUUACUUUUACCAAGAGAUUGUUUUUGGAAGAAUUCUCUAUAAAAAACAACAAAAAAAAUUGGGGAAGGAUGUUAGAAAGUAAUUGAAAUUAGCUGUAAUUCGAAUUAGAUAAAUGUAAGUGAGUUUAAAUUAAAUUAGGAAAGAUUGAACUAACUAACUCAGGACACCAAGUGUUUAUGAUGAUUAAUAGUUUUAUUGUACUCGGUCAUUGACCAAAUUGGAUAAAAUCAAGUAAGAAUCAGAAGAUUAUGUCAUAAAAGAUAGUACUUAGGAGUUUUAAAGAGUAAGACCUUAGUUUUGUGAACUAAAUUAUUAAAAAUCAAUUGGUCAUGAUUUAGAUGGAACAUUGUUUAAAGUUUCUUAUAAACACUAAAAAUAUGUAUUGCCCAAAAUAUCUAGGGAUUUGAUAUCCGAAUGGAACUUAGAAAAAUAAAUUAGACAGGAAAAAAAGAUAUCGGAAAUUACCAAUCUUUAUAGCUAAUUUUUAUUAUAACUAUUUUGA
Molecule: messenger RNA, 971 nt
Organism: Paramecium sonneborni
Lineage: Eukaryota; Ciliophora; Oligohymenophorea; Peniculida; Parameciidae
Source: the annotation of a GenBank genome assembly